UUUUGAUACCCGUCAUGCGCAACUGAGAAGAACACAUGCAUUUUUUUAACUGGAGCCCGUCUUCAGCCAAUCAGACGUCUUCUUCUUAAACAGCCAAUCACAAGGGCUGGGCUGUUUCGUUACGUCACUGCUGUGCGCCUUCAAGUCCGGCUGGAGAUUCCUUUUAGACUACAACGCAGUUCAUGCGGUUGUCGUGCGGUUGGUGUACAACAUGGAGAAGAGGUUCCAGGAGAUUUUCAAUUUUAUGUCUAGGGGUGAAUUCCCUAAUUUAUAGUGAAUCUCAGAAAUGUGCUUUAAGAAGAUAUAUGCAGAAGCUCAAACUGAAGGUCCCAAACAGAAGCACGAUCACUGUUUAAUGAAGUACACUCGGCUUCAAUUGGUGCACACACAGGCACUGUUAAAACCAGAUCCUCAAUGUACUCCAGAAAUUAUUGGGAUGGCAUGACGGUGGACAUUGACUGGUGGGUCUCUGAAUGCGACGGAUGUCAGAGGACUGGUAACUCUUUGGCUGUGUGUGACACAGCCAUUACAAAGCAUUAAGGUGUCUGCUGUUUGGGAGUUGGUUGGGAUAGACCUGACUGGGCCUCUCCCAAAAACCAAGGAUGGCUUUCAGUACAUUCUUACUGCCACCGAUUAUUUUUCCAAGUGUGUUGAGGCCUUUCCUUUAAAAAACAAAACAGCAUCAGAAGUGGCAUAACGUAUCUGCUCAAUUGUUUAUAGACACAGAUGCCCCCAAAGAAUCCUGUCCGACCAAGGAAGAGAAUUUGUCAAUUAGGAGUGUUACAGCUGCAUAUCAUCCUAAGACGAAUGGGCUGGAUGAGAGGACAAAUAGCAAACAUAAAACGGCAAGUUGUUGUUGGUGUUCUAAAAUGUAUAUCUAAUUGUACCCUUCUACUUCGUACAGCUCUUACAAAAUUGGUGAACGACCGACAGGAUUUGUUUGUUAAAUUACUGUGGGCUGCAGAGGAUCAAGGCAAGGUGGAGGCUGUCGUUGGACCGUAUAAAUUAUAUGACACAUCUUUUCAUACGCUAAAAGGCAACGGCUGGCUGUCUGAUGAAGAGCCCAUUCACCAACUCUCUGCUGUGGUAGCUGGGAGUCUGCUUUUGGGAAAAUUUCAGCCUGUUAGAAAGGUAAUCCAUUUCAUGCCAAUAUUUAGCUAUAUUAUUUUAACGCCAGUAACCCAAAAUAACAAUAAUUUGGUAUUGUAUGUUCUUCAGAGGAAAUUCCCUGUUGAAAAAAAAAGUGUAUUUGUCCUGUCCUGUCCUGUAUGCGCUCAUUGGAUUUUAGUGAUUGUCCACAUUUCUAAGAGAACACUGGUGAUCAACGAUCCCUUGAGUAACGAGGACAAAUAUGAGCAAAAUCUUGCGGAAUUGGAGGAACUUCUUGAGGUUGGCGGGCCGUGAGUUCCAAAUAGAAACUUGGACUACCAAAACUGUGGCCCAUAACAAGCAGCAGAACAACAGUAGCUGUGGGGUUUUCACAUUAAAGUUUGCGGAAGAGUAUAUGGCCAAUGGAGAUCUCAGGCACAACCAGACCCACCUUCCCGAAGUUCUGAAGGCUCGAGGAGAUCUAGCCUGUGCCCUCCUACAGGCUGGGAGUCUGAGAUGUCUAUUUAAAUUAAAAAAAUGUCUCAAAACUUA
Messenger RNA from Corythoichthys intestinalis (scribbled pipefish), 1641 nucleotides. RefSeq lists its product as uncharacterized. The transcript is spliced from 11 exons. The record is from RefSeq and is a predicted model, not a curated record. NCBI's taxonomy places the organism in Eukaryota, Metazoa, Chordata, Actinopteri, Syngnathiformes, Syngnathidae. Bases 727 to 1404 code for a protein of 225 amino acids.